Balaenoptera musculus (blue whale) is the source of this 2198-nucleotide messenger RNA. It is a transcript of the gene NOX5, whose product is annotated as NADPH oxidase 5. Gene Ontology annotation, cellular component: NADPH oxidase complex; plasma membrane. The transcript has 12 exons. Gene Ontology annotation, molecular function: superoxide-generating NAD(P)H oxidase activity; calcium ion binding. Lineage: Eukaryota; Metazoa; Chordata; Mammalia; Artiodactyla; Balaenopteridae. The record is from RefSeq and is a predicted model, not a curated record. Gene Ontology annotation, biological process: superoxide anion generation; defense response.
GUUCGUAGUCCUUCUAGUUGCGCUGUUGCUAUGGCCUUCGUCCGUGCCGUCGUAUCGGAGUGAGUGACCGGCCCGAGCACCAUGAGUGCCGAGGAGGACGCCAAGUGGCUUCAGUGGGUGACACACCAUUUUGAGACCAUUGCGGGAGAAGACAGGGAAAUCAACCUGCAAGAGCUCAAAAGAGCCCUGAACGUGAAAGAGUCCUUCUUCGCCAAGAGAUUCUUCAUUCUGUUUGACUCGGAUGGAAGUGGCACCAUCAUGCUUCAGGAGCUGCAGGAGGCGUGGACCCUGCUCAUCCACGGCAGCCCCACAGACAAACUCCAAUUCCUCUUCCAGGUGCAUGAUGUUGACGGGAGCGGCUCCAUCAACGUGGACGAGCUGCGCAUCGUGCUGCAGUCGUGCCUGCGUGAGAGCGCCAUCUCGCUGCCCGAGGAGAAGCAGGACCAGCUGACGCUGGCGCUCUUCAAGUUGGCAGACAAGGACUGCAGCGGCGUCAUCACCUUCGAUGAGCUUCGAGACGAGCUGCAGCGCUUCCCCGGGGUCAUGGAGAACCUGACCAUCAGCUGUUCUAUUGGACCCACCUGUCCUACCUCCCAUGUCUGCACGGGCCCAACUUCUGGAAGUGGCUGCUGGUCCCUGGCACCUUGUUCUUCCUGGAGAAGGCCGUCGGCCUGGCCGCAUCCCGCAUGGAGGCCCUGUGCAUCGUGGAAGUCAAUCUCCUCCCUUCCAAGGUCACUCACUCACUUGUAUCUGAACAUCCCCACCAUCGCGCACCACGCGUGGCACCCCUUCACCAUCAGCAGCGCUCCUGAGCAGAAAGACACCAUCUGGCUACACAUCCAGUCCCAGGGCCAGUGGACAAACAGGCUGUAUGAGUCCUUCAAGAAAUCAGACCCAGUGGGCUGUGGUUCCGAGAGGCUCUCGAGGAGUUUGAAGAUGAGAAGGAGUCAGAGGAAGCCGCAGGGUUUGCAGCCCCAGCCCAUCCACACUGGAGCCUCGGCACAGGGCGCAAUGGCCUCCAACAAGGAUGUCUCUGUGGAGCUGAUGUCCUACAGGCCCAAGGGAACUCCACAGCAGGGGGAUGAAGGCCUGGUGUACGUGGGGACAAAGGACGGGGUUCAGGCACAGUGGGAAGCUGCAGCCGAGGACCUGGGCCGGGUCUCCGAGGUGUCCUCUGAGAACCACCGGUUCUGUAACAUCAAGUGCUACAUCGAUGGCCCUUCCGGGACCCCCAACCGCAGGAUCUUCGCCUCCGAGCAUGCCGUGCUCAUCGGGGCGGGCGUCGGCAUCACCCCCUUUGCUUCUAUCCUGCAGAGCAUCUUGUACAGGCACCAGAAGAGAACGCACAUCUGCCCCAACUGCCAGCACUCGGGGAGGGAGGGUGUGCCGGAUGCUGACAGGAAGCUCCUCAAGGUGGACUUCAUCUGGGUAAACCGAGGCUAGCGGUCUUUCGAGUGGUUUGUGAGCCUGCUGACCAGACUGGAGAUGGACCAGGCCGAGGAGACUCAGGAGGGUAGGAGAGGGGCGGGGCCUGAGGAGGAUGGAGGUGCGGCCGCGGGGUUCAGGGGCUCUUUAAGAAAGUGUUUAGAUUAUUCUAUUUCUAUCAAAAAUGUGGGGGAGAGGGGGCUGCUUUUUUCCCCCAACAAAAUGUAAAAUUUUGUGAAACUUAGAAGAGAGAAGAGAAAAAAAAUUCAUAAUCCCAUCUAGGUAUCCAGGCAUUUUAAAGGAUUUCCUUCUGAUAUUUUUUCUUAUUCACAUUUUAUAAAAAUGUAUAGCCUCCCCCACCCCAUUUCUCUUUUUUAUGACAUUUCUUUUUAUUCAAAAUGAGCACUUAAAAAGUUAGAUUACCAGACCUCAUUCCAGACCUUCCAAGUCAGAUUAUCUGGGAGUAGGGCCCGGGAAGGUACAUUUUUUUUUUUUUUUUUGAUUUGUAUGUGUGUGUGUUUUAUUAUAUAUUAGUCUCUUAAAUCAAACAGAGAACAAAAAGUGGAGCUACAAACCAAAGUUACAAUAGUACUAGCUUUUCUCAUCGCCCGUCUAUCUACUUUUACCAGAGGUCUUUAUUUCUUCAUAAGGCUUUGAGUUACUGCCUAGGGUCCUUGACUCCAACCUGAAGAACUCCCUGUGGCAGGCAGGUCUGGUGGUUAAGAACUCUCUCGACUCUUGAUUAACUGGGAAUGUCUUCAUUUCUCCCUCAU